UACUCUCUAUGGCUUGCUUACUUCACACUUGUCAUUUUAUGUCAGUCAGUUUGUGCAAAUUGUGGAUUUGUGAUUGUGGAUUUCUACGUUUGUUAUAAGUGAAUAUAAGAAUAUUUUCAUGCAAGAAAAUAAAACUAUUGCGAUAGUGUUUAUGGCGUGAAAUUCAAAACAGAAAUUGAAGUGCAAGAUUGGUUCGCAGGAUGCCGAUCGCACCGCGUGGCCCUCCGCACGUUUUGAUACCACCCUACCGCCUGCGACUCCAUAGGAGACCUAUUUCAACCCUCAAGUGGCCUUAGAUUAUAUAAAGUGUAACUUUUGUACGCCUCUUUUACACCGACCUAAUAAGUUUAAGUAGAUACACAGUGUUUAGUGUUAAGUGUCGCGUGAGUGUAAGUUUAUAUGUGUGUCGAUGGUGCGGCCGACAUGGGAAAGUCCUCGGCGAGAACACAUGGCCAAGAGAAUGAACGGAGAAUCAAAGCCAACAACCGAGAGUACAACGCGCAGUUCCGCUACGCUAAUAACUAUAUCAAGACCUCGAAGUAUUCGAUAAUCACGUUCCUGCCAUUGAAUUUGUUGGAACAAUUCCAGCGACUGGCCAAUUUCUACUUCCUUUGUCUGCUAGUGCUGCAGCUCAUACCGGCUAUAUCCUCGCUGACACCCAUCACUACUGCAAUACCCCUCAUUGGUGUGCUCGCUCUAACUGCCGUUAAAGACGCGUACGACGACUUCCAACGUCAUCAGAACGACUCUCAAGUGAAUCACAGGCGGGCGAAGACAUUGCGUAAUGGCAAGCUUGUGGAGGAGAAGUGGGCGUCUGUUCAGGUGGGAGACGUCAUCCGGCUGGAGAACGACCAGUUCGUCGCGGCUGAUAUUCUACUGCUUAGCAGUUCGGAGCCUAACGGGCUUUGCUAUAUAGAGACUGCAGAACUGGACGGGGAGACAAAUUUAAAAUGUCGUCAGUGCCUUCUAGAGACGGCCGCGAUGGGCCAGGACGACGCACAACUCGGCGCCUUCGACGGCGAGAUCGUCUGUGAAACGCCAAACAAUCUACUUAAUAAGUUUGACGGUACGCUAAGCUGGCGCGACCAGCACUUCUCGUUGGAUAACGAUAAGAUACUGCUGCGCGGGUGCGUGUUGCGGAACACGUCGUGGUGCUACGGCGUCGUGGUAUUCGCCGGGAAAGACACCAAACUCAUGCAGAACUCUGGGAAGACUAAGUUCAAGCGCACCAGCAUAGAUAGAUUACUUAAUUUUCUUAUUAUAGGGAUAGUGCUGUUCUUGCUGUCGAUGUGCGUGUUCUGCACGGUGGCGUGCGGCGUGUGGGAGUGGCUGGUGGGGCGCUACUUCCAGGUCUACCUGCCGUGGGACACGCUGGUGCCGGCCGAGCCCGCGUCGGGCGCCAUCGUGAUCGCGCUACUCGUCUUCUUUUCUUACGCGAUCGUCAUGAACACCGUCGUGCCCAUCUCGCUUUACGUUUCUGUCGAGGUCAUAAGAUUUGCGCAGAGUUUUUUAAUAAAUUGGGAUGAAAAAAUGUAUUACGAAAAGACUGGAACCGCGGCUAAGGCGCGAACAACAACGUUGAACGAGGAGCUGGGACAAAUCCAAUACGUAUUCUCAGAUAAAACUGGCACCCUAACACAAAACAUAAUGACUUUCAACAAGUGCUCGAUAGGCGGCUUGUGUUACGGCGACAUCGUCGACGAGAACACGGGCGAGACGAUCGAACUCACCGACCGCGGGCGGCGGCGCGCGGGCGGCGCGGGCGGCGCGGCGGCGCGCGGCGCGGGCGGCGCGCGCGCGCGGCUGCUGGAGCUGGAGCACGAGCAGGGCCGCAGCACGCCCGGCGCCACGCCGCACGCGCACGCGCACAGCACGGAACCGCUCGACUUCUCCGACAACCCCGAGUACGAGCCGGAGUUCAAGUUCUUUGACGCGAAGCUGCAGAAGGCGGUCCGUCGUGGCGACCGGAACGUGUACGACUUCUUCCGGUUGCUGGCACUCUGCCACACCGUCAUGCCCGAGCAGAAGAAUGGCCGGCUAGAGUACCAGGCGCAAUCGCCAGACGAGUCGGCGCUGGUGUCGGCGGCGAGAAAUUUUGGCUUCGUGUUCCGAGAGCGCUCGCCCAACACUAUUACUAUAGAGGUUAUGGGUAAAACAGAGGUGUAUGAGUUGUUAUGUAUAUUAGAUUUUAAUAAUGUUAGAAAAAGAAUGUCCGUGAUAUUGAAGAAGGAUGGUGAAAUUAGGUUAUAUACUAAAGGUGCUGAUAAUGUUAUAUACGACAGAUUAAAACGUAGCCAUCAAGAGGAAGUGAGAUCAAAAACACAGGAGCAUUUAAACAAAUUCGCGGGCGAAGGUCUGCGCACGCUGGCGCUGGCGUGGCGCCCGCUGGAGGAGCGCGGCUUCGCGGAGUGGAAGCGCCGCCACCAGGCCGCCGCGCUGGCGCUGCGCGACCGCGACGAGCGCCUCGACGCCAUCUACGAGGAGAUCGAGACCGACCUCAUCCUCAUCGGCGUUACGGCGAUAGAGGAUAAAUUACAAGAUGGAGUACCAGAAACGAUAGCGAAUCUUAGCAUGGCGGGUAUCAAAAUAUGGGUUCUGACGGGAGAUAAACAAGAGACUGCGAUAAACAUCGGCUACUCGUGCCAGCUACUGACCGACGACAUGGCGGAGGUGUUCGUCAUCGACGGCGUCGCCCACGACGACGUGGACCGCCAGCUCGCAAAGUGCAGGGACUCCAUACGCGUCGUCAACACCUUCCUCCCGCACGGCCCGUCGGAGGCGAAGGGCUCCCGCUCGGAGACGGCCAACGGCGGCGCGGUGGCGCGGCCGUCGCCCGGCCGGGCCGCCAACGUCAAGCUCAACGCGCCCGCCGUCUCCGUCGUCACAUUUAGGUGGGAACAUAACACACUCGCACACGACAGCAACGAGUACGCGUCGGGCGGCGCCGCGCACGCGCCGGACUCGCACGAGCACGGCGACGACUCCAACGGGUUCGCCAUCGUCGUCAACGGGCACUCGCUCGUGCACUGCUUGCAUCCCAAGUUGGAAGAGAAAUUUCUUGAUGUAGUUCUUCAUUGCCGAUCUGUGAUAUGCUGUAGGGUGACGCCGUUACAGAAAGCAAUGGUCGUUGAGCUCAUUAAGAAAAGUAGAAAAGCGGUCACGCUUGCCAUUGGCGAUGGUGCCAAUGAUGUUUCGAUGAUAAAAGCGGCUCAUAUAGGCGUGGGUAUAUCCGGCCAAGAGGGCAUGCAGGCGGUGCUGGCUUCCGACUACUCGAUAGCGCAGUUCCGGUUCCUGCAGCGCUUGCUGCUCGUGCACGGCCGGUGGUCGUACUAUCGAAUGUGCAAGUUUCUACGAUACUUCUUCUACAAAAACUUCGCAUUCACCGUUUGCCACUUUUGGUUCGCGUUUUUCUGUGGAUUUAGUGCACAAACCGUGUUCGACGAGAUGUUCAUCUCGGUGUACAACCUGUUCUACACGUCGCUGCCGGUGCUGGCGCUGGGCGUGUUCGAGCAGGACGUGUCAGACGCAACGUCGCUGCAGUUCCCCAAGCUGUACGCUCCAGGGCACACCAGCCAGCUCUUCAACAAGACGGAGUUCAUCAAGUCCACGCUGCACGGCUGCUUCACUUCGCUCGUCUUGUUCCUCAUCCCAUACGGUACUUACAAAGAUGGACUGGCACCCGACGGCAAGAUAUUAUCAGAUCAUAUGCUUUUAGGGAGCGUAGUCGCGACGAUAUUGAUCAUUGACAAUACGACGCAAAUCGCAUUAGACACGACAUACUGGACAGUGUUUAACCAUAUCACUAUUUGGGGUUCGCUGGUGUCGUACUUCGUGCUGGAUUACUUCUACAACUACGUCAUCCGCGGCCCCUACGUAGGGUCGCUGACGGUCGCGCUCACUCAGGCCACCUUCUGGUUCACCGCCGUGCUCACGAUGAUGAUCCUGAUGGUGCCGGUGGUGUCGUGGCGGCUGGCGUGGUCACGGCGCCGGCCCACGUUGGCCGAGCGGCUGCGCGCGCGCACGCGCUGGCGCCGCGCCGCCGCCGCGCCCGCGCCGCGCACGCCUUCCGCCCGCCGCGCGCGCCGCUCCGUGCGCUCGGGCUACGCCUUCGCGCACCAGGAGGGCUUCGGCCGCCUCAUCACCUCCGGCAAGAUCAUGCGCCGCAUCCCGCACGCGGACGCCGCGCUGUCGGCGCUGGCGUCGCUGCCGGGCAAGUUCCACCCGCGCUCCUCGACGCCGCCGCCGUCGCCGCCCUCCGCCUCGCCCUCCGCCUCGCACUCCGCCUCGCCGCCCUCGCCGCGGGCCCCGAAGCAGGACCUCGAUUCCGUCGAUUUAUGAGCUCCCGUGUGGCGCGGCUCGAGCGAGCGCGGUCGGACUGAGUGAGAGUGCCGGACUCGUUGGUCGCCGCGUCGGGCCCGAGGAGUCCUCCCGACGCGGGCGACCGUCGCCUUCCUCGUUGCAGGUGUUCAUUUCAGAAAAGACGAGACGUGUACGAUGUAAGAAUGAGAGUAAUGUUUGUAAAUAAUAAAGUGGUUACAAACGAACCAUAAUUUUUUAUUAGACGGCAUAAUGUCGUCGCAACUCGUAUUGUGAUAAUGUUAAUAGAUUUAAAAAUUCGUAUUAUAUAUAUUAUUGCCUAUAUUAAAUUAUAUUUGUUGAUCGAGAGUAUAUAUUGAUAGAUAUUUAUUAUCGUACGUAAUAAGAUUACUCUUUUAUAUCGGAAAAGCGUAGUUUUCUCCUAAUGUUCCUUUGUAUGUGUAAAUUAUAUAGUUCCGGUUACUGCGAGCACGACCCAUCGAUUGUAUUCUUUAGCUCAUUGUCGCCGUAAACGUAAACUUGGCAAAAUGAUAUCAGAAGAACUUGUUACCGAGAUUUGUAUUUUUUGUUCUUAUGACAUAGAAUUAUAUUAGAAAUUUUCUCCUUUCCAAUUAGUAUUUUAUUUGUUAUUUUAUUUAUGAAAAAAAUGUUUUUUUAUAUGCUUUUUAAUGUCGUCAGUGUCGGAGACCUUAGUAAAAUUUGCAUUUAAAUUUAUGUCAAUAUGGUAAGCAGUUAAAAUAGACACGAAAUGAAAUAGAUAAGUUGCAUACAAAUUAUUAAUGUACCGUCUUAAGUCUUGACAUUGUUUAUAUCAUGAUAUUUUUAAAAAAUUGUUUAAAUAAACUCUUUAUUAUUGUGUAAAUCUUUUGAUAGAUAUUAAAAAUAUGUUGAAAUAUUAAAUAGAAAGAUACUAAUACAAAUCAAAACUGAUAUUCGGUGUUUUAACUGCAUACAAUAUACAUUUGCUUUGGUAUCAAAUUUUUAAUAAAAAAAUACUCUCUUAA
Messenger RNA from Vanessa tameamea, 5321 nucleotides. RefSeq names its product probable phospholipid-transporting ATPase IM (gene ATP8B). The record is from RefSeq and is a predicted model, not a curated record. Gene Ontology annotation, biological process: phospholipid translocation; Golgi organization. Gene Ontology annotation, molecular function: ATPase-coupled intramembrane lipid carrier activity; ATP binding; ATP hydrolysis activity. Lineage: Eukaryota; Metazoa; Arthropoda; Insecta; Lepidoptera; Nymphalidae. Gene Ontology annotation, cellular component: trans-Golgi network; plasma membrane. The transcript has 25 exons. Bases 400 to 4338 code for a protein of 1312 amino acids.